AUUGGUUUUGGAAGGCUGUUGCCAACAUAGAACGAGCAGUCAUGAAAGCAUUGGAAAAGCAGUACAGUGAAAUUCUAAUGCCUCUGAAAGAUAGCAUCCCCAAAAAACUUGGAAUGCAUGUGCAGAAACUUACAAGAAGACAAUCCACAACACUUUAUUCUGUUCCUAUUCAAUUGGGAACAUUCCUGAAUACCAUCAAAAGAAUUCUCGAUAUUCUGCACUGCAGAGUCGAGGAUAUAUUGAAGGCUUGGGCCUCAUGUCUACCGAUCAUUGGAGAGAAAAAGUUAAUUUUUGGGGAACAAAUGAAUGGAAUUACAGUUAUGCUAAGAACAAAGUACACGGCUUAAAAGAAUACUCGAGGAAACCAAGGAAGCAGAUGGGGAAGCUGAGGUUCGUGAAAGGAUGCAAAUGCUAAGUUCACAACUCAUAGAUUCCAUUACAAACUUGCAUGAGGUCUUCUCAAGCAGGAUUUUUGUUGCAAUAUGUCGUGGGUUCUGGGACAAGAUGGGUCAGACUGUUUUGAAGUUUCUGGAGAGCAGGAAAGAGAACAGAAUCUGGUAUAAUGGAUCUUAUUAUGCUCUUGGGAUUUUGGAUGACACUUUUGCUUCCCAGAUGCAGAGAUUGCAAGGAAACGCCCUGCAACUGAAAGAUCUUGAGCCCCCUCGUUCAGUAAUUGAAGCUCGUUCUGUUCUUUGCAGAGACACACAAAAUACAACUGAUGCAUCCAAUUACUUCUAUUUCUAGUAGCAUGAAAUUUCAAUUUCUCAGCGAAGGAGUGUGCAGAAUGAGCUUUCACCUCUCAUUGCAGCUGAAUUUGUGACCAGAUGUUCCAUGUUUCAGUGUUUCUGAUUCAUUUCUUGUACAGCCUGUAGCUCCAUUUAUUUUCAUUAUCAUUUCUUUUGUAAUGAGAAAUAAAAUUAACACUGAAAAGGUAAAUCUGUACUUUAGAACAUUAUUAGUUGGCUAACCACAUCUAAUUUGCAAAGCCAUCAUAGUCAACACUUUUGCUUCGUUGAUAAUGCCAAAACAAACUACAUUUUUUACUCACUAACACCACUAAACUAACAUUUUUAAUCAUUAAAUCCACAUUUAACUAAGUCAAGGCAGGGAAGCGGCG
Messenger RNA from Macadamia integrifolia, 1117 nucleotides. RefSeq lists its product as uncharacterized. The record is from RefSeq and is a predicted model, not a curated record. Lineage: Eukaryota; Viridiplantae; Streptophyta; Magnoliopsida; Proteales; Proteaceae. Bases 403 to 744 code for a protein of 113 amino acids. The transcript has 4 exons.